AAUUGAAUCCUAACCUCGGCAAGUGUCAGAGUGAGAAGAAGAGCUGAUUAUUCAAAUAAAAGAAAAGUUAUUCAAAUAAAAAAAGUUGUAUCGUUUGUAAUUAAUUACAGUGUAUGCCGCAUGAUAACAUGAAUUAUACAUGAUACGUUCUACGUGACGCAAUUAAAACUCAUAGUGUACUGUAAAUAUUUAAAAGUGAGGUUAUAAUUUUGGAAUUAUGUAUAUAUUGAAUAAAAUAUUUGCAUUUGAUCGUUCACGAGUGUUCGCAAUUAAAAUUAAGUCAAUUUACUCCCAGACAUCUAAAAGGUAUUGCGUAAAGUAUGUGCAAGGACAAUCGCCAGAACCUCGAGUUCGUGAAUAUUUUUAUUACAUCGACCAUCAAGGCAUGUUGUUCCUGGAUGAUACACGUAUGAGAAACUUCACAUCAUGUUUUAAAGAUAAAAAGUUUUUAGCCUUUUUUUUCAAGCGCUUAAAAAAGAACGACACAGGUAGAUAUGUAGAACAUUUUCCUUAUGUUUCUCUUUGUGGUCCAGAGAGAAAUUUUAUAAGAUGUGAUGAUUUGCCAAUAGUUUUCACAAAAGUUCUUAAAAUGUAUAAUAGUGCAACAAAGAAAACCGAAGACUGCUUUGGUUAUGCUCACGCUGAAGAAUUAUUAAUGGUUCCAUUUCAACCAGACAAAAUAUAUAUGGAUAUUCAAUCAGGAAGAGUAUAUCAUCCUGCACCUGAAAAGGCAGGAGGAAUUGGCCUAGUGAGGUCAAAAAUUGCAAUUGAAUUUAGCCCAUUAUUUAACUUUGAAAAAGGAGAAGAAAAUGGUCCAACACAUAUCUUUUGGGAAAAUAAGAAAUAUACUUUAGAUUGCAAUUGGUAUAAGGAUAAAGUACCACAGGCUGUCAGAUAAAAAUAAAUAAACUUUAUUUUUAAUUAAAAAAGAAAACUAAGCACGAUAUAUGAACAACUUUGAUAAAAUGUACAUAUAUUUUUAGAUAAUAACAAAGAUUUAUAAUUGUUAUCUAUCUAAUAAAUUUUGUUAAGAUAAAGAUGAAAUAUCAAAGAUUCUAGCUGUAGAAUCAUCAGAUGUUGUCAGUGCUUUUUCUCCAUUUCUAAAAGGUUGUUAUUGUUUUUAUUAAAGGGUUGACAUAAAAAAAUAAAUAUCUAUAGUUCUUUCAACUUA
This is a messenger RNA of Bombus terrestris (buff-tailed bumblebee), 1171 nucleotides long. Its product is annotated as UPF0598 protein CG30010. Bases 218 to 898 code for a protein of 226 amino acids. Lineage: Eukaryota; Metazoa; Arthropoda; Insecta; Hymenoptera; Apidae. The transcript is spliced from 4 exons. The record is from RefSeq and is a predicted model, not a curated record.